CCGAAGUUCUCAUUUAUCACAAUCUCAAAAAUAUUUCAGUCCAAUUUCUCUCCACAGCUCAAACGAACUCUCCCAAAAAGCAUGGACGGUCAUGAUGCAGACAGUUCUAAACAAAGCACGGGUGAUAUGACUGCAUUCGUCCAAAACCUUCUCCAGCAAAUGCAAUCUAGGUUCCAAGUAAUGUCGGAGUCCAUAAUCACUAAAAUUGAUGAGAUGGGAAACCGCAUUGAUGAGUUAGAGCAGAGCAUCAACGACCUAAGAACCGAGAUGGGUCAAGAUGGUGCUCCGUCGCCUUCAGCUCCAUCGAAGUCUGGAGAAGAUCCUAAGUCAGGUGAAGAUAGUUGAUCAAAUGAGUGCUUCUACAAAGCGCAGAUUGUUAUUUUUCUCAUCUUGUAAAUUUUCCCAUGGUCUAUUCUGUGAUCGUAUUUCUUGGGAUGAAAUUAGUUUGCUUAAGGUUUGGUGUGUUUUGUAUGUGUGUGGAUGUGUAAUUUGCUCGCUGAAAACAGAGCAUUACGAGCAAACUAUGGUGUUAUUGUGCAACUGCAAGUUUUUACUCAAUGAAUUUUUUCUUAGCCCUA
This is a messenger RNA of Salvia splendens (bonfire salvia), 578 nucleotides long. Its product is annotated as heat shock factor-binding protein-like. The transcript has 5 exons. Gene Ontology annotation, biological process: cellular heat acclimation. Bases 82 to 345 code for a protein of 87 amino acids. Gene Ontology annotation, cellular component: nucleus; cytosol. The record is from RefSeq and is a predicted model, not a curated record. Lineage: Eukaryota; Viridiplantae; Streptophyta; Magnoliopsida; Lamiales; Lamiaceae. Gene Ontology annotation, molecular function: transcription corepressor activity.